This is a messenger RNA of Tarenaya hassleriana, 3645 nucleotides long. Its product is annotated as nardilysin-like. Gene Ontology annotation, cellular component: cytosol. Gene Ontology annotation, molecular function: metal ion binding; metalloendopeptidase activity. The coding region runs from base 94 to 3408 and encodes 1104 amino acids. The transcript has 19 exons. Gene Ontology annotation, biological process: proteolysis. Lineage: Eukaryota; Viridiplantae; Streptophyta; Magnoliopsida; Brassicales; Cleomaceae. The record is from RefSeq and is a predicted model, not a curated record.
AAGCCCUGGAUUUCGCGAUCCGAAAGGGUUUCACAGAGAAACCAGUUCCCGGAAAUCGAAUCCCAUAAAAUUUCAAACUUUUCAGUUUUAUGAAUGAAACUCGCAGGGAGGCAGCAGGGGGUGCACGCCUUGCCAGUCACGUUUUACGAAGCAACAAAGCGUGUGGUUUUUCUUUAUCCUAAACGGCUUACACUUCAUACGUGCUGCGAUAAAAAAACCCAAGCUUCUUUGCUCUUUGAAGAGGCUAGACCUAAGCAAAGCCAGAGGAGAAAUUCUCAUCUCAUCAGUACAGUAGUUUCCGGCGAGACGAGGGCGACAAUGACUGCAACACGAAUCGUGUCGUCGUCCGACGAUGUUGUGGUAAAGUCUCCCAACGAUCGGAGACUGUACAGAACGAUCGAGCUUGAGAAUGGGUUGUGUGCUCUGCUUGUUCACGAUCCCGAGAUUUACCCCGACGGCUCUGCGGCGGAUGCGCACAACACCGACGGGGACGAACACGAUGAAGAUGAAUACGGUAGUGAGGAUGAAGAUAGCGAAGGAAGCUACGAGGAGGACGAUGAGGACGAUGAAGACGGAGAGGAUGAAGAGGAAGAAGAUGGGGAAGCAGAUGAAGAAAGGGGCAAUACUCAAGGAGGUUCUCAGACCAAAAAGGCAGCUGCAGCUAUGUGCGUUUCAAUGGGCAGCUUCUUGGACCCUCGUGAGGCUCAAGGUCUUGCACAUUUCCUCGAACACAUGCUCUUCAUGGGCAGCUCGGAAUUCCCUGAUGAAAAUGAGUAUGACAGUUACUUGUCUAAGCAUGGAGGAUCCUCAAAUGCUUACACAGAAAUGGAACAUACGUGCUAUCACUUUGAAGUUAAGAGAGAGUUCCUUAAAGGUGCCUUGAAAAGGUUCUCUCAAUUUUUUGUUUCACCCCUCAUGAAAGUUGAGGCUAUGGAACGAGAGGUGCUUGCUGUAGAUUCAGAGUUUAAUCAGGCUCUGCAAAGUGAUGCUUGCCGCCUUCAACAACUUCAGUGCCAUACUUCUGGAACAAAUCAUCCGUUCAAUAAGUUUGCAUGGGGUAACAAGAAAAGCUUGAGUGAUGCGAUGGAGAGAGGGGUUAAUCUCCGGGAUUGCAUAAUGAAGCUGUAUAAAGAGCAUUACCAUGGUGGGUUGAUGAAGCUUGUUGUCAUUGGAGGAGAGUCUCUCGAUGUACUUGAAAGCUGGGUUGUGGAAUUAUUUGCUGAUGUGAAAAAAGGACCUCAAAUCAGGCCGCCACUCAAGGCAGAAGGCCCUAUCUGGAAAGCUGGUAACUUAUAUAGGUUAGAAGCUGUUAAAGAUGUUCAUAUUCUUGACUUGAUAUGGACGCUUCCGAGUCUUCGCCACGCCUAUCUGAAGAAACCAGAAGAUUAUCUAGCCCAUCUACUUGGACAUGAGGGUAGAGGAAGCCUGCACUCAUUUCUCAAGGGCAAAGGUUGGGCGACUUCCCUAUCUGCUGGUGUCGGGGAUGAAGGACUUAACCGUUCAUCUCUAGCUUAUAACUUUAGCAUGUCAAUUCACCUCACGGACUCUGGCUUGGAGAAGAUAUAUGAUAUUAUUGGUUAUGUCUACCAAUAUCUCAAACUACUGCGAGACGUAUCUCCACAAGAAUGGAUAUUUAAAGAACUCCAGAAUAUUGGCAACAUGGACUUUAGGUAUGCUGAGGAGCAGCCUCAAGAUGAUUAUGCUGCAGAACUCGCAGAGAAUAUGCUUGCUUAUCCAGUGGAGCAUGUUAUUUAUGGGGACUAUGUGUACACAACAUGGGAUCCAGAAAUGAUAAAGUAUCUCCUGGGUUUCUUCACGCCAGAAAACAUGAGGAUUGAUGUUGUUUCGAAAUCCAUCAAGUCACAAGAUUUCCAACAUGAACCAUGGUUCGGUUCACGAUAUGUGGAGGAAGAUGUUCCAUCAUCUUUGAUGGAAGCAUGGAAGAAUCCUUCUGAAAUAGAUACAUCUUUGCAUCUACCCGCAAAAAAUGAAUUCAUCCCGUGUGACUUUUCCAUCCGAGCCAUGAACUCCGAUGGGGACUCUAAAAAUCAGUCUCCCCCUAGAUGUAUAAUAGAUAAGGCGCUAAUGAAGCUCUGGUACAAGCUUGAUGAAACCUUUAAGGUUCCUCGUGCAAAUACAUAUUUCCGCAUCAAUCUGAAGGGUGGAUAUGAUAGUGUGAAGAAUUGCCUUUUGACAGAAUUAUUUAUUAAUCUUCUAAAAGACGAGCUCAAUGAAACUAUAUAUCAGGCCAGUGUUGCAAAGCUUGAAACUUCGUUAUCUAUGUAUGGCGAUAAGCUGGAGCUUAAAGUUUAUGGCUUUAACGAUAAACUUCCAGCUCUAUUAUCAGAAGUCUUAACUGUAGCCAAAUCCUUCAUACCAACUCUCGAGCGUUUCAAGGUUAUUAAAGAGAACAUGGAGAGAGGUCUCAAAAAUACCAAUAUGAAGCCUUUGAACCAUUCUUCAUACUUGAGACUGCAACUCUUAUGUAAACGUUUCUAUGAUGCGGAUGAGAAGCUGUCUGUACUAAAUGACCUGUCUCUUGCCGAUCUCACCACCUUCAUUCCUGAACUCCGUUCCCAGAUAUUCAUCGAGGCUCUUUGUCAUGGUAAUUUGUCGGAAGAAGAAGCAAAUAAUAUAUCAAAUAUAUUCAAAAGUAGCUUGAUGGCAGAACCGCUCCCGAGCAAAUUCAGACACGAAGAACAUAUAACGUGUUUUCCUCUUGGUUCAAAUCUUGUAAGAGAUGUCAGUGUGAAGAACAAGUCUGAAACAAACUCAGUGGUGGAGCUUUACUACCAAAUCGACUCUGAAGAAGCUCAAUCAACAAGGAUGAAAGCCAUUCUAGAUCUUUUUGAUGAAAUCAUAGAAGAGCCAUUAUUCAAUCAGCUCAGGACGAAGGAGCAGCUUGGUUAUGUAGUUGAGUGUGGCCCUCGCUUAACGUAUCGAAUCCAUGGUUUCUGUUUCUGCGUUCAAUCUUCAAAGUACAGCCCGAUUUAUUUACUCGAAAGAAUCGAUGGCUUCAUAACCAGCAUUGAUGAGCUGCUGGAGCAACUUGAUGACAAAUCUUUUGAAGACUAUCGAAGCGGUAUGAUUGCUAAGUUACUGGAAAAGGAUCCAUCUCUGUCAUAUGAGACAAAUCGGCUUUGGGGUCAGAUUGUUGACAAAAGGUACAUGUUCGAUUUCUCGGUAAAGGAAGCAGAAGAGCUAAGGAGCAUCCAGAAGAAAGAUGUGGUCGACUGGUACAGAACCUAUCUCACUGAACCAUCUCCCAAGUGUCGGAAGCUUGCGGUUAGAGUUUGGGGCUGCAACACUGACAUGAACGAAGGUAAAUCAGUUCCAAAGUCUGCGGAGAUCAUUACAGAUGUUGCGGCGUUCAAGUCAUCAUCUCAGUUCUAUCCAAGCCUUUGCUAAAAAAAAAACCCUACAAGAGAGAGAUUAUAGAUUCUUCAUUUCCAACUCUCAAUUCAUUUUAUAGAUUCUCCCUGUUUUUAUUUUUUGGUUGGUUAUUUACAGAGAGAUACGGUUCCUGGAUAUGUUGCUCAAAAAACAUGUCUGAAUUUAUCAGCGUUGCAACAUUGGUCCUACAAGUGAGACAAUUGUUACAAAAAAAAAUUCAUAGAAAUUUCGUUAAAGAGUAUUAUUUAUUAA